AAAAACCAAAACAAAUAAUUCACAAUAGCGUUUGACAUUUGACAAUAAAUCUAUCGAAGAGGAAAAAAACACGUAGCCGAAAAACAAUAGAACUGCAAAAGAAAAAUCAAAUAAAUUAAUGAUUAAAAUUAAUUUAUUUGUCUGAUACAAUGUUGGAAAAAGGAUAUUUAAUACAUUUGCUAACAUGGCUGCUAUUAGUCACUAAUUACAAUUUAUUAGCCAAAGCGCACGAUGCCAAAGACUUUGACGAUACAAUCUUGUACAAAAUUGAUUUUGAUGUUCCAGAUUUCGAUAAAAAUCCUGAACUCAAAGAACAUGUGCGUACAUUUUAUACCCAUGAACAUGAAAAGUAUGAUUGUGUCAUACCCAAUGUCCAGGAAGCAAAAGAAGAGGAAAUCUACAAUAAAGGAAAUAUAAAUCCCCUUAUUUUGCUUACUCCCAUGUUUACUAAACCCAGUUGUUCCUACCGCAUUGAGGCCUACUGGUCGUAUGAAAUUUGCCAUGGCUAUCAUGUACGCCAAUAUCAUGAAGAACGCGAGGGCAAAGCUGUUAAAUUUCAGGAAUACUAUUUGGGCAAAAGGAAUGAUGAAGAUUUUAAGAAAAUGGAAGAGGAAUGGGAAGAAAAGAGCAAAGCCGGCCCUAUCAAAUAUAAAACAACCAAAAUCGACAACAUAAAUUAUCCUUACUUUGAAAUGGUACUAACAGGAGGCACAAUUUGUGAUAUAAUAAAUGCUCCACGUACCACUGUUUUGCGUUAUGUCUGUUAUCCUCAUGGCAAAAAUGAAAUCUAUUCAUUCAAAGAGACCUCAUCGUGUAAUUAUGAAGCCAUAAUUCUAACAUCCGCUCUAUGUGCCUUCUUGGCUUUCCAUCCGGAGGAGUAUAAGGAGGUUCCCAUUAAAUGCUACAAUUCUCCCACAGAGCCUAAUAAGCCUUUGAGUAUGCUGCGACAAGAAUUGAGCGAUAUGCAAUUGUCAUUCGAUGAUUUACCUAUGUCAAAAGAAGGUAAUGACGCUGCCUCUACACUGGUGCAAAAAACUAAUGACGAACAACGGUUUGUUUUUAUGAAUCGUUUAGGUGAUGAUGUUGAUAAAUUGGUAUUUAGUUUAAUCAAGGAACGUGGUAAUGGUUUAAUAAUGCCACAAGAAGGCACAACCGGUGAAAGUACUGUAGUUAAGCAGCCGCCUACGUCGCCGGUUGUCUCUGACAUAUCACCACUUUUGGAAUUUAUUAAGGGCACAACAUGUUUGACUGGGGGAUCUGGUUGGUGGAAAUAUGAAUUUUGCUAUGGCAACUAUGUACGACAAUUUCACAAAGAUAAAAAGUCGGAAACUGAACUAUUUUUAGGCCACUUUGAUACCCAGGCUCAUCGUCAGUGGAUACAAAUGAAUCCAGAUAAGAGGCCACAAGAGCAAUCAUCUUCUAUUUGGCAUCAUUAUGAAAAAGGUUCGAAAUGUGAUCGUACCGGUUUGCCGCGAGAAGUUGAUGUCAAGUUGACUUGCAGCGGCUUGGGUUCAAUGAAUCCUACGGCUGUUUCCAUGUACCUCUUGGAGCCCAAAACCUGCCAAUAUAUUUUGGUAUUCGAGUCGCCAAUGGUUUGCAUGCUGAUGGGUUACACCGACGAAUAUGGUCUAAUAGAUGACGAAAAACUACAAAAGUUUUGCUGGAGAAAGAUGCCACUGUUACCACCACUAGUGGCGGCAUUAACAAUAAUGAUUCGCCAGUACCCGCGGCCACACCAGUGGAUGUUAGACUAUAGUUGAUUACUAUAAUCUAUUUUAUUGUGAUCAUUUUUUGGGAUUUUUUUUAAUAUAACUAUCGUCACAUUAAUUUGGACUUACUGACUUCUUUGAAAACUGUCCAGAAGGUAAAUGAAAAUUUAUUAAAACCGCAAAUUAAUUUAAACAAAAUAUUGACCUUUCUAAACUAAGUAGACGAUAUGUAUUUACUUUAAAUAUUGUAACUUAAAAGCCUAAUAUAAUGUAAUUAAGUAUUUAAUAAAAAAAACAUAAAUAAGUUAUGUAGCUAAUUACAGUGAA
Molecule: messenger RNA, 2036 nt
Organism: Lucilia sericata (common green bottle fly)
Lineage: Eukaryota; Metazoa; Arthropoda; Insecta; Diptera; Calliphoridae
Product: endoplasmic reticulum lectin 1
Biological process (GO): retrograde protein transport, ER to cytosol; endoplasmic reticulum unfolded protein response
Cellular component (GO): endoplasmic reticulum lumen
Source: RefSeq, a predicted model, not a curated record